Impatiens glandulifera is the source of this 1719-nucleotide messenger RNA. RefSeq names its product pentatricopeptide repeat-containing protein At4g21170. Lineage: Eukaryota; Viridiplantae; Streptophyta; Magnoliopsida; Ericales; Balsaminaceae. Gene Ontology annotation, molecular function: protein binding. The record is from RefSeq and is a predicted model, not a curated record. Bases 1 to 1719 code for a protein of 572 amino acids. The transcript has a single exon.
AUGAAUUUUCACCGUCUCCUUCUUCCUCGUAAGUUAUUACCAUCUACUUCAGUCUCAACUCCGUCAGCUUCUAUCGCUUGGAGAAACCAAAUCAAACAAACCCAGUUAAUCUCUCAAGUCUCCACCGCCCUUCUACAACGGCGUGACUGGUCUCAAAUCAUCAAAAACCUUAAUCUCUCCGCCGCCAAUCUCACACCAUCUUUCUUCCUCAAUGUCCUCCACCGAACACAAUCCCACCCUCAAAUUUCACUCGCAUUCUACAACUGGGUCAAAUCUAGACUAGGGUUUCAACCAGACAUCAGAACUCUCUGCAAGUUAUCGCAGAUCUUGAUUGGGUCUGGUCAGACCCACUCUUCCAAACCCAUAUUGGAAUCCUUGAUUCAGACAUACCCGCCAACUGACAUUGUUGAUUCAUCUGUUCAAGCUUGUAGUAGAGGUAAGUAUGUUCUGCCAAUUGUAUUGGAUUCCAUUAUUCAAUCUUAUUGUGUUAAGGGACUUUAUUUGCAAGCCCUGGAAUCAAUCAGAAGGGCACAUAAAUAUGGACAAUUUGUUUCUCUUGUUACCUGUAAUUCAGUUCUUCAUUUGUUAGAGCGGGUAAAUGAAAUUCGUUUGGGAUGGUGUUUAUUCUGUUUACUAAUUCGAAAUGGGGAUUUGUUGGAUCAAUCAACCUGGUCUAUUAUCGUCCGAAUGCUGUCAAAAGAUGGAAAAUUUGACAGAAUUUGUAGGAUCUUGGAUUUGGGUUUAGUAGAGAGUGAUGAUAUGUUCAAUAUACUCAUUGAUUAUUACAGCGGAAUUGGGGAUUUCGGAGCUGCGUUCAAUUACUUGAACAAGAUGAUUGCCAAAAAACUAAAUCCUGAUUUUAGAACUUACAGUUCAAUCCUAAACGGGGCUUGUAAGUAUGAAGAUUUUGUCGUGAUUGAAACAGUGAUGCAUACAAUGAACUUGGCUACAGAUUACGACUCGAUCAUCUGCAAGCUAUCCGACUUUGAAAAGACCCAUGCGAUGCAGAUGUUUUUCGAGAGAGCUAACGAAGAGAAGAUCGUGUUACAAGUUUCUUCUUAUGGAAGUAUGCUGUGUGCUUUCUCGAAAGAGGGAAGAGUUAAAGAAGCAAUUUCUAUAUACAAUAAAACCAUUGAGAAAGAGUUGAAAGUUGGGAACGAUUGUUUUUAUCCGUUUGUGAACGCUCUCUGCAGACUAGACGCUCCCGAUGAAGCUGGUGAAAUACUAAUUGAUUUGAUCAGGAAGGGUUUCCAUCCUUCUGAGCCGUGUUUAUCAAAAUUCAUAUUUUUUCUGUGUUCUAAACGAAGAUUCAAUAGGGCGGAGGAGCUUUUGGAUGUGAUUCUAGUUGAGGGACUCGUUCCAGAUUCUUUAUGCUGUUCUUCGAUAGUAAAACAUUACUGUGACACCGGACGAAUAAAUUCAGCUGUCUGUUUGCACGAAAAGAUGGAGAAAUUAGGUGGGAAUUUUAAUGUAGAUACGUAUGAUAAUGUAUUACUGAAGGAACUAGUGAAGGAGAAGAGGAUCGGGGAAGCUGUGAGGAUAUUCAAUUACAUGAAAAGUAAGGAUUUGGUUAGUAGUGUUAGCUUUUCGAUUAUGAUAAGUGGCCUUUGCGAAGUAAAUGAACUUAAAAAGGCGAUGGAAUUGCACGAUGAAAUGAUGAAAAUGGGGCUUAAACCCGAUAACAAGACUUAUAAGGAUUUGAUAUAUGGGUUUAAGUGA